Molecule: messenger RNA, 2602 nt
Organism: Nannospalax galili (Upper Galilee mountains blind mole rat)
Lineage: Eukaryota; Metazoa; Chordata; Mammalia; Rodentia; Spalacidae
Gene: Alg12
Product: ALG12 alpha-1,6-mannosyltransferase
Exons: 11
Coding region: 244-1650 (468 amino acids)
Biological process (GO): protein N-linked glycosylation
Cellular component (GO): endoplasmic reticulum membrane
Molecular function (GO): alpha-1,6-mannosyltransferase activity
Source: RefSeq, a predicted model, not a curated record
CAUCGGCCAUCUUUACUCCGGGCGGAGAGGGAGCUCCGCGGUCGCAGCGGUCCGUGCUGUGGCGGCCAUGUUAACUUCGAGCAAAGGCUUCGCUUCCGUGGUGUGUUACCACAGCUCGUUUCCUGCUGAGGGCAGUCGGCUGAGUGCCGAGGGGUGAUGCUGAGAUCUGGAGAGGUAGCAGUGUGGACUCUGGGUGCUGCUCGUCUUUGAUUCUGUGACAGUACCUGAAGUUUAAGGCCCCACAUGGCUGCCAAGAGGUCAUCAGGUAGGCGGCCACUGCUGCUUUUAGGGCUGCUGGUCACUGUGGCUGCCAUCCACCUGGUCACCUGUCCCUACACCAAGGUGGAGGAGAGCUUCAACCUGCAGGCCACGCAUGACCUGUUGUAUCACCGGCUGGACAUAGACAGGUAUGACCACCAUGAGUUCCCUGGAGUUGUCCCUAGAACAUUCCUUGGGCCACUGUUGAUGGCAGUGUUCUCCAGCCCUGCUGUUUAUGUGCUGUCACUGUUGGAAGUGUCCAAGUUUUAUUCUCAGCUGAUAGUCAGAGGAGUCCUGGGGCUUGGUGUGAUUUUUGGACUCUGGACAUUACAAAAAGAAGUGAGACGACAGUUUGGAGCCACUGUGGCUGCCAUGUUCUGCUGGAUAACAGCCACGCAAUUCCACCUUAUGUUCUACUGUUCACGGACGCUCCCUAACGUGCUGGCCCUGGCAGUGGUCCUCCCAGCCGUCACAGCCUGGUUGAAGCACAGGUGGGCCCUCUUCGUCUGGCUCUCAGCCUUCGCCAUCAUCGUCUUCAGGGCAGAGCUGUGCCUGCUACUGGGCCUUAUGUUGCUGCUGACCCUGUACAGAAGAAGGAUGUCUAUAUCCAGACUGUUCUGGCAUGCCAUCCCAGCAGGCGUUCUCUGUCUAGGACUGACAGUUGCUGUGGACUCCUAUUUCUGGCAAUACCUUGUAUGGCCAGAGGGAGAGGUGCUGUGGUAUAACACUGUCUUGAACAAAAGUUCCAACUGGGGUACCUCCCCAUUCCUAUGGUAUUUCUACUCGGCUUUGCCCCGAGGCCUGGGCUGCAGUCUUUUCUUCAUACCCCUGGGCGCUGUGGACAGGAGGGUCUGUGCCCUGGCCUUGCCCAGCCUGGGCUUUGUGGCUCUCUACUCGCUUCUGCCACACAAGGAGCUGCGCUUCAUCAUCUACACCUUCCCAGUACUCAACAUCGUCGCCGCCAGGGGCUGUGCCUAUGUGCUGAAUAACUAUAAGAAGUCAUGGCUAUACAAGGUGGGGACUCUGCUCGUGAUAGGACAUCUCGUCAUAAAUGCAGCAUACACAGCCACAUCCCUCUGUGUGUCACAUUUCAACUAUCCUGGUGGUGUCGCAAUGCAGCAGCUACAUGACCUGGUGCCACCCCAGACAGAUGUCCUCCUGCACAUUGAUGUGGCUGCUGCUCAGACAGGCGUGUCAAGGUUUCUACAGGUCAACAGCGACUGGAGGUAUGACAAGAGGGAAGAUGUGCAGCCAGGGACAGCAGGCAUGCUGGACUAUACACACAUCCUCAUGGAGGCAUCACCUAGGCACCUGGCCCUCUACAGGGAUACACACCGGGUCCUGGCCAGCAUCUCGGGUACUACAGAUGGUUUCUCACUGGCCUGGAACUAAUCAUGGAGGCUGGCUCAGUAACGAACCCCAGGGAUCUGCCUGUCUCUGCCUCCCCAGGUGCGGAAUUAGAAGCAUGCCCCACAUGCCUGGCCUCUUUCUUACGGAGGUUCUAGGGGUUGGAGUCAGGUCCUCAUGUUUGCAAGGCAAGUACUUUUCUAACUGAGCUAUCCAGCAUUUUCUAAGCUUUUGAGAACAGGUUGUUUGGAGCAUGGCCUUUGGUCUUUCCCAGACUCUGUCCGUAACAAACCUGAUCCCUUCUGCAGGGGUCUCCAUGGCAGGUGGAGGGCAGGCCUCAGACUCCAGUUCUUCCUAGUCCCCAGCCAGCAUUCGGCAUCCCACAACAGCACGCCCUCUCCUCCCCCAUUUAUUUCCCUGUUUGUUAUCAGUACUUGCUCACAUUCCUUGCACGCAUGGAUUAUUAUGGAUUACUACACGACUUUGAUGGUCUGUGAGUCAUUCCUAAUUCUGAUGUUCACAUGGUAUGAGACGUGCUCAGUGGGAGCCCUGUCACACUGCUCUGACUUUGGGACAUGCCCCUUUCUUUGAGCACUUCCCGAUUUACUACACACCCAGGUGUCCUUCUGGGCCUCUGGGAUCAGCAGUGUCUCAAGGGGCCUGGGCCCUUUUGUGUGAGGAAUUGUUUUAGGGCAAGAUCUGGGGCUGAGUGUUCUUGUUACUCUUGGGAUGUCUGCUCUUAGGCCCUUCUGUAAACAAGUACAAGCAUGACUACAUGCAUACAUGUGCAUACACACACCUACACAUAAACGUGUGAGCAGUCAUAGGCCAUGUCUAUAGCACUGUUUCAUGGCACUGGGGAUUAAAUUCAGGACCUCAUGCAUGCCAGGCUAGCAUUGUACCACUGAGCUUUGUUCUCAGUCCCAGUGCCUGUGCAGUUAAUCCCAUUAGUUACUUUUCUGUUGCUGUGUUAAAAUGCCAUGACCAGUGUCCUAGU